Adineta ricciae is the source of this 585-nucleotide messenger RNA. Lineage: Eukaryota; Metazoa; Rotifera; Eurotatoria; Adinetida; Adinetidae. The record is from the annotation of a GenBank genome assembly.
AUGAGCGAUACUGCAGCAGGGGUUACGACAACUGACAAGCCCAUCAAAGUUAAUAAAUGGGAAACGAAUGCAGUUAAAAAUGCACUUGACGAUGCUUGCAAGAAAUAUUUCAAAGAGACAUUGAAUUUCGCUGAAGACUACAAACUAAUGGAUGGCCGUCUCUAUAUCUCGUUUAUUGCAUGUCUAUUUUCGGGUUAUGCUUUGAUUUAUGAUUGGUUAAAUCCAUUUCCCAAAUCACGUUCAAUACUCAUUCUUUGCGUCAUAGCCUACUUUAUUUUAAUGGGCAUUCUGACAUUCUAUAUGCAAUUCAUCGAACGUGGUAAAUUCUACGCUGGUAAACUCGUCGAUCGAGCUGGUGUUGAUCCUGUUUCUCGCUGUACGGUUUCAUCGAAAUUGAAAAAAUAUGAUGAUAAAUAUCAGUUAACUUUGGACUACAAUGAUGGAACAGAUAAGACAUCAAAAUCCCUAAAAAAAUCGAUUGGAAAUUAUUUCGAUGAGAAUGGUGUUCUGUGUUAUGAUCGUUUUACCGCUGACAUACGAAAAAUGUAUGAUGAAGCACGAUUGAAUGCGCGAAAAGCGAAAUAA